This is a messenger RNA of Owenia fusiformis, 1690 nucleotides long. The record is from the annotation of a GenBank genome assembly. NCBI's taxonomy places the organism in Eukaryota, Metazoa, Annelida, Polychaeta, Sabellida, Oweniidae.
CGAUAAUGUACAAAUGAUAGUAGUCCCGCCUAUCGCACCGGUAAUACAUAAUUUAAUUAAUUUUGUUGUCGGGACCAACAAACCUUUACCAAUAAUGUGCAAAUUAUAGUAGUCCCACCUAUCGCACCGGUAAGGUAUAAUUCUAUUAAUUUUAAGCUUGUUGUGGGGACCAACAAAAUGUGUACCAUAAGCUGCAAUGGUAGUAGUACUGACUAUCGCUUUGGUAUGAUUGCUUUAAUUCUAUUGAAUCAAUUGCGGUGGAGAAUUCAGUUCAAUUGUACUUAGUAGUUUUAAUCUUUAUCAAUUCUUAAUAUUAUUAAUUCUUGCUUUAUAGCAAUUUAAAAUGUAAUUUUGUAAUAUAUUACACUUUUCUUUUGCUAUUGUCUUGGUUGCGCCCAGUGAAUUGCGAUCUGUUAUUUAUAAUCGGAUAGCUACUUUGCCUGAAACUUUUAUUUUCAGGGAACUGCGUGAAUAUGCCCACAACAAGAGGCCCAGGCAAGAGAAAGACGAAAUCGCCGACACAAGCUACGGCGUCAACUUCGUCAACUCAAUCUACCCAGUCAAGCCAACCGCCUAAAAAACGAUCCAAACAACAAACAAACAAUAAAAACAAGGACGAUGGGUCUUUGAUAGAAGCAGUUACGGAAGCUGUAAUGAGCAAGUUAACUCCAAAACUUGACGAACUAUUCCAAAAAUCUGCUUCCAGUGCAAAAAAUGACGAGUCGAGCAGUGACGACAGCAGUGAUGAAGAUGAAAUUUUCGAGUCGGGCAGCGGACGCUCUGAGAUUGCAUCAGCAAUCUCACAAUUAGUUACCCAAGGUGAGUCUUCUUCGGCAGCCAAAGAUUUGUUAAAUUCAUCAAAAUACAUCCCAUUGACCACCGGUAUCCCUCUUGAAAGUGGGGUUGACAAAAAACUGAUAAAGAAAAUCAUCGGGGAUGACUAUUUCGAUUUGGCACACCUUUUAGAAAAAGUUCCGGGUGAAACCGAAAUAACUGUAACAAUAAAAAAGAAAUCGUCAUCGGUAACAGCAAACCCAUCAAAGCCAAAAUUGGAAAUAAGAAGUUUUGAAAACUGGUCAACAGCAUUCCAUGUGUUCAUUGCGAUUUAUUGCAAGGCUCACCCUGAGCUAAUCAGUCAAUUGAUGAAAUAUAUUGAGGAUGUCCGAGACAUAAACUCGGAACAUGGUUUUUGGGUGGCAAAGUCAUAUGAUGAGAAUUUUAGGCUUCACAAAAAAUCGGCGGGUUUGAAUUGGGGCAUCCGAAAUAGAGAUUUGAUAGAUAGCGCUAAAUCUAAAAUACGCAUUACCAAAAACAACAAAAACAAUUUUCGUGAACAAGGAAAUUUCACAAAACAAAGUAUCAAACCUGUUCAAGACGGGCAUUGCUUCACAUUUGCAAACAGAGGCAAGUGUACAAGGAAAGGAUGCAGCUACAUCCACCGGUGCAAAAAAUGCAAUUCUGACCACAAACCCGGAUCAACCUGUCAGUAAAACUGUUUUGAAAACCGAACUGCUGAAUACAUGCGUAGAAACAUACGACUCCAGAGUGGUAACUCCUAUUGACGUUAAUGCAUUAAAAGUUCUUUUGCAAGGGUAUGAUCCAUCAAAAGCAGCGUAUCUAAUUAAUGGUUUUAGUUUUGGUUUUAAUAUUAAUUACAAAGGCAAGGUAUCAUCAAUCAAACAAACUGAAC